ACCAGCAUCGAGAUGGACAUUGACGUGAGGCUCAAGGCUUACCGGCUUCUAGCCUUCUCGGCAGUCGCGUUCUGCGUUCUUUCCGUCGUUUCAGUAUGCAUCACCCUGCCGAUGGUGUACAACUAUGUCUCUGGAAUGAGAGUUCGUCUAGUUCAGGAGGUCUCAUUCUGCAAGCACUCUGCCAAUGAGGUCUUCACUGAGGUCAACCAUCUUCGUGCCAGCGCUACCAACAGCACCCGUAGCGCUCGUCACGCUGGAUACGGAGGAUACGCUCAGCCACAAGGAGGAGGUGGCGGUGGUGGAGGCCAAUGCUCCACAUGCUGCCGUCCAGGACCACCAGGAGCCGGCGGUACUCCAGGAAAGCCAGGACGUCCAGGAGCCCCAGGAGCAUGGGGAAUGCCAGGAAACCCAGGAAAGGGAGGAAGCGGACCAUGCCACCCGGUUGUCCCAACUCCAUGCAAACCAUGCCCAGGAGGACGUCCAGGACCACCAGGACCACCAGGACGCCCAGGAUCGGAUGGACAGCCAGGAAGACCAGCUACUGGAGGAGGUGCCGCACCAAGACCAGGACCACCAGGACCAAAGGGACCACGUGGAGCCCCAGGAAACUCUGGAAGAGCCGGAGCACCAGGACAGCCAGGAAACGAUGCUCACGGAUACGGAGGAGGAGUCGGAGCCCCAGGACCAGCCGGACCACGCGGAGCCCCAGGACCAGCUGGACACCCAGGAUCGUCGGGAGGUGGCCGUCCGGGACCAGCCGGACCAAAGGGAGCCCCAGGACAGCCAGGAAGACCGGGACCCGAUGGACACCCAGGACAACCAGGACGUCCAGGACAAUCCGGUGGAUCCGGAAAUCGUGGAGUGUGUCCAAAGUAUUGCGCCAUCGACGGAGGAGUCUUCUUCGAGGACGGAACCGUUCGCAGAAAGUAGAGAAUCUUCGAUGUUCAUUGUGAAUUUUGUAUCACUGCCUUGCCUUUAUUCACUUCAGGAAUUUUAUGUUUUACUUGUAAUCUCAAUAAAAAUGAACUUUCAAAUUAAU
This is a messenger RNA of Caenorhabditis elegans, 1039 nucleotides long. It is a transcript of the gene col-98, whose product is annotated as Nematode cuticle collagen N-terminal domain-containing protein. Lineage: Eukaryota; Metazoa; Nematoda; Chromadorea; Rhabditida; Rhabditidae. The record is from RefSeq and is marked reviewed. The transcript has 3 exons. Gene Ontology annotation, molecular function: structural constituent of cuticle. The coding region runs from base 13 to 930 and encodes 305 amino acids.